UCCCACCGCCCUGCACCUUCUCUUCAUGCUGUCGCAGUCAUCGCCACUCGAACUCCUCCUCUCUGUCUUCUGACCCCCUUGAGAGGGGGCCGACCCCCUUACAGAGGGAGGGGGGGGGGAGCCUCUGGGGUCCCUGUGCCUCUCGGCGUGGGGGUUCAGGUGCUAUCGAGACGCGAUGCAGGAUGGACGCACAUCCCUGGCCGCUCUGUUGGAAGAUGAGAUAUUUGUGGAAUUUUUCAACAUAUUUCUCAACCUCCCGGUGUUUGGGCAGAGGGCGUAUUACCUGCCGGGAGAACGCACCUGGUUCUUCCAGCCCAAGCCGCCAUCUCACCUGGAGCUGAGCGCCGCCGGGCUGCAGCGGUGGCUGCAGCGAGAGCGGCUCCCCCUGUUCGUGCGCACGGAGCUGAGCGUGGAGAUGGCGCUGUGCAAGGAGAUGCUGGCGGCUCCGCUCGCGUACACCACCGACCCCACAGAGGCGAAGGCCGAACGCAGUCGCCUCCGCUCGUGCGUGGGCAGUCCGCGGGGCAUGGCUCACCUGCGGGCUCACCUGAAACACACGCAGGGAGGAGAGAUGCUGGAGUUCUGGGCGGCGGUGGAGAGGCUGUGCCGGGCGGAGGAGGCCGAGGGUGUGCGGGGUCCCCGCUACCACGGCCUGCUGAGGACCCUGGCAGCGCGCCAACUCCGGGAGCCGUCGUCCGUGCUGCGGAGCUGCGUGCCGGCGCCCAGCGGCACAGGUAGGGGUGGACUCGCUCGCUCACUCACUCGCUCAUUCACUCACUCACUCGCUCGCGCGCCGGCACUAGCGGGAGAUGUAGCAGCCAGAGGCCAGGCACCAUCGCUCUGGGCUCUAUCCUACUGCGACUCUUAG
This is a messenger RNA of Petromyzon marinus (sea lamprey), 868 nucleotides long. The record is from RefSeq and is a predicted model, not a curated record. NCBI's taxonomy places the organism in Eukaryota, Metazoa, Chordata, Hyperoartia, Petromyzontiformes, Petromyzontidae.